Messenger RNA from Paraphaeosphaeria sporulosa, 2142 nucleotides. RefSeq lists its product as uncharacterized. NCBI's taxonomy places the organism in Eukaryota, Fungi, Ascomycota, Dothideomycetes, Pleosporales, Didymosphaeriaceae. The record is from RefSeq and is a predicted model, not a curated record. The coding region runs from base 497 to 1810 and encodes 437 amino acids. The transcript has a single exon.
AUCUGACUCGCAGCCCUGGCUCUUAUUAUGCAGUGGGCCGGGCCCUUUGCGGCGAGCGGGAAAGCCAUCAAUGUUGUGCGCCCGUCAAAGGCCAACAUGUCCCUGGCCGCAUGAAACACGGCCCUCUCACUUCAGCCUGGGUCAGUGUGCACAUUUCACUCCUGUUCAAAGUCGACUCCCAUUCUGCUCUUUUCUCGCUCUACUCCACGCCCCGGCGCAUUAGACUGCUCCGCAAGGUCCCUGAUACGGUAUCGAUAACGUGCGAUUGGCGUUCCACCCCGCAAGCCCUCCCGACAGGUCUAGGAUAGACGCGUCGUCCAGUGCCUCCCGUGCACGUCAGGCUGCCAGCGCAUCAGACAGCCCAGCUCUUGCGCGAUAGCCGGCAUUCACGUCCCACAAAGACACCGCCGCCGCCUGUUUGCCCUCGGCCACUUGCCCGCCCAGCUCCCCGUCGUAGUCACACCACCACCGCCAACGGCCGUCUCAACACCACGCCAUGGCGCCAGGGCCCCAACUGCAGCGUCGGUACUCAGUCACGGGUCUGACGCCGCCUGAGGAUGUGCCCCAGGUCUCCAAGCAGCAGCACUCGCCCAAGCUGCAGGCGCUGGACACCAGCGUGCAGUCGCCCAGCUGCGGCUUCUGCGACCCGGGCGUCGACGCUGCGAAGGCGGGCGUGCAACAUAUCGAGGACGUCGAGGCAGUAACAACACAAGGCGGGGAUCGCGGCCGCAAGAUCUCGCACCACGCCGUGCGCCGCAUGGCUUCCAAGCGUUCCGCGACCCAAUUGCCAUCUCCGAACACGCCUACGACACACCAGCUCCCGUCUAAGAUCGCGAAGCAUGCUCUGGAGGUACCGGAAAUGCAUAUGGAUAUAGACAUGGUCAAUACAAUGGAGCUAGACGAGGGCGUGUUCACAGACCCCAUCUGGGACGACGUCGGCUCAAUGCGCAGCCAGGACUACGGCCGCUUACAACUCGACAUCCCGCCCUCCUCACCACUUACCGUGUCCUCCGGCCCACCAGAAGACGAAUCAAUUGUCGACCCCUUCAACCUCGACACCCCCGACGACACACCCUACGACUCCGGCGUCGAAAGCCUCGCCCUCACGCCUAUUCUCACCUCCUGCGCCCUCACCCCGUACAGCACAUCAUCGAGCACCUCAUCUGGUGCCCCAGACCCCAAAACCUUUCUCACCCUGCCCCCAGAGAUCCGUCACGAAAUUUACCUCCGCCUCCCCGACCUCAUCCACACCCAGCCCCUCAUCUACUGCCUCUCCACCUUCAACAACGCCAUGCAGCACCCACUCGCCUCGGUCAGCCGCCAGGUCCGCCAGGAGGCCCUCGCCAUCUUCUACUCCCAAAACACCUGGACCAUUAAGCUCGAGUUCACCCUAAUGUAUGAGGCCUUCCGCGACUGGAUCAUCCGGCUGGGCGACGGCGCGGGGCACCUCCGUCUUGUCACCAUCGCGGUCCGCGGGAAGUUAUUCAAGCCCGGGACCAGCCACGCGAGCAUCGCCGCGGGCCUGCAUACCAACGUCGCGGUGUUGCCCGGUGCACCGCCGUUUGCGCUGCAGGUCGAGCAGUACUGUCCGCCGGACGGGGACGCGUGUUUUGGGAUUGACUUGAGCGAGAAGUUUACCGGGGGGAGAAUAUGGAUUGUGAGGAACGAUGGGACGCGAGAGGCGGCGGAGACGGCGUUGAGGUGGUUGAGGGGGAAUGCUGGGGUGUUGUGGGAGAAGAGGAGGGAGAAGACGCUGAAUGGGCAGGAUUGGGUCGAUUUUGUGGAUGCGUUUUUGGCCUUUGUUCGAUGACUCUAACACAAUUUGAAAGCGAUACGAGAGGCUGGUGAGCAGAGGAGAUGGAGGACGAUCUUGACUGCAUUUUUGGAGGUGGACGAGGGAUACGGCCGGUUCGUUAUGGCAGAUUUUUCUGCUUUUCAUAUUCAUUUUGCACAGCGUCAUCUUGGGAGCAGCAUCUUCUGGCAAAAAAUCGGAUCUUGGGGCAUAUGGCGCAUUUUCAUGACAUGGAAAAUGGAGGUUUGCGUUUGCUAUUUUGUAAUGUAGACUCGGCCUUGGACGAGUGAUCGUUGUAAGGACUGUGAGGUUGUUGGAUGAGGUAAUAACCCUUCAGGAAUGAAUGGAUG